AUGCGUGUCGCCUUCAUUUUGAAGCUUGCAAUGACGAUAGCGACGCAGAGGAAUUCGCAAUUGUUCGAUGUGUUCAGCGUCAUGGCUGAGCUUGUGCGACACGCCUUCGAAGGGACGCCGGGCGGGGGGAUGGACAGUGGGACGUUCACAUCACCCGCGGGCGUUCGCGAACUUCUCCUCCGGCGGCCUUUGGGGAUGGGACCUUGGAGGCCCGCGGAGCCAAAGGCCGUGCCCUUCCCCGCCGAGUCGCAGCAGGGCGGCUUGGCGCGGCGGAUCUCGGAGCACGAGCUGCUUUGGCUCCGGCGGAAGGUUCUCGUGCCCGGCUGGUCACGGGUGCUCCUGCACCUCCAGGGCUGCGACUGGGAGUGCGGGGUCUUUGUGGACGGCAAGCUGCUGGGGGAGCACCGUGGCGCCUACGAGCCCUUCAGCUUCGAGCUGCCAACAGGGGCCGAAGUGGAGAUUGUCAUCCGGGUCUGGGACCCCUCUGAUAGCGGCUGCGAAUAUAUGGUGGAUUCCCCUGCCCGCUGCGACCGCUGUUGCCGCAGUGGCUGGCAGCCCAGGGGCAAGCAGGCGCUGCAGCCGGGGUUCAUCAUGUACUCUGCAGCGACAGGCCCUUGGCAGAGUAUAUGGCUAGAGGAAGUUGCCAGCAGCUGCGUCCUGCAGGCAGCUGAUGCCCAGCUCAUGGGCAGCAAGGCCUUGCGCAUUCAGGCGCAGCUCGCCGGCGAUUGCCAGGCGGCCACGCUUGCGGCGACCCUGUUCCUCAGAGGCGAGGCUCUGGCGAAAGCCACGGGCAGCAGCUUCGUGGAUCUGGCGGCCGACAUUGAGCUCUGGAGCCCCCAGCAGCCCACGCUCUACGUGGCGGAGCUGGCCUUGUGUCGGCGGUCUGCCUGCGAUGAGGCAACCUUUCGCUUUGGCCUACGCUGGCUUUCGAAGUCCCACGGCCAAGGGCAGGAGGAAGUGGCAUUGCUGCUGAACGGGGAGGCGCUGCUGCAGAAUGGUGUUCUGUAUCAGGGCUACUGGCCACAGUCACUAAUUGCGCCUCCUGGACCCGAGGCACUGCGGUCCGAGCUUAAGGAGAUCAAGAGGUUGGGCUUCAACCUGGUCCGUGUACACGCCACAGUCUUGCCGGCGCUUUUCUACUACAUUUGUGACGAAGAGGGCCUGCUGGUUUGGCAAGACUUCCCCGCUGGGGAUGGCCGGGCAUUGCCCCUCUGGGACUCUGCCCGGGGCAUGGAACAGACUGCCAGCCCGCUCGAGCUGGAUGAGAUCCAGCGCACGCCUGAGUCGGCCGAGAAUUUCUGGCAGGAGCUCCAGGCCACGAUCUCGUGGCUCAAAAGCUUCGCCUGCAUCGUGUGCUGGAUUCCUUUCAAUGAAGGCUGGGGCCAGUUCCGAUCAAUGGAAUCAGUGCAGUGGCUGCGACAAUUCGGGGGCGACCGUUGGAUCAACAUGGCCAGCGGCUGGAAUGACGUUGCGGACCUCUUUCCAGGAAUGGACGGCGGCGACAUCGUGGAUGCCCACAACUACGAGGUUCCACCGUAUGAUGGCUUGCGCAGCACCUUCACCCAGUGGCCGCUGCCUUUGGCGGGCCGCGCCCUUGCGCUGGGCGAAUAUGGUGGCCUCGGCUUCCCCCUGGAGGGCCAUGAGUGGUUGCCAGAGACAUCGUGGGCAUACGGGAACGUCAGCUUGACAGCCGAGGACUUCGGGCGGCAGCUGCUGGCCUUGGGCUCUCGCCUCGCGGAGCUGCUGUGCGAGAGCCGGAUCUCCACGCUGGUUUACACACAGUGGAAUGACAUCGAGGAGGAGGUGAACGGCCUCGUGACCUACGACCGCGUGGCAAAGUUGCCGCGGAACCCCGACUGCAAACAAUGA
Effrenium voratum is the source of this 1869-nucleotide messenger RNA. The record is from the annotation of a GenBank genome assembly. Lineage: Eukaryota; Dinophyceae; Suessiales; Symbiodiniaceae.